UUAACAAAAUCAAGGUCCAUCCCACUUCCCCUACGGACCAGAGUAUGCGACGAGGGCAUGCUGCUAUUGUCAUUGGUGAGGCUUGAGCCUGAGUUCGAUCUAUUCCAUUACUGGUGUUGAUCAUCAUCUAAGGCCGCAUCAUGCAUAUAUUCACUCAUAACUACUUUGUGCAUUAUUACGGUGAAGACUGCGUGAGACUGAAGUUUGAACGAUCGGUCCACGGUUGGGCAUAUAAACCAUCACCAUUGAUGGUCAUUCUCGCACCCCUUCUGUUCUUUGACCCCGUGGCUCAAGUCCAAGAACUGCACAAGAUUUUUGUGGACGAGGUUGCUUACACGUCACGGUGGAAUGAAUUCUGUUCAAAAUUCAAAGGGCAGCUUCAGGGCUCCAACCUCUUGGCCACUGUCUUACUCAAUGCCAACGUUGGGUUUCUUGCCAUCAACACUGUUGAUAAAGGCGGUAGAGAUGCCAUUCAGUUGGCAAGCUACAUGUCCUUGGUGACGAGCUUGGGGAGCAUAGUCCUCGGCCUGUCCUUUGUCUCAUAUGAUCGAACCUCUGGACAAAAUACAGCCACGGAAGUGGUAGAAUUUCUAGGAAGACUUCAUGACAGAAAACACGGACUGGAAAAGUUGGCUAUAAUCUAUAGCCUCCCCAGGGCAUUGCUGAUGUGGGGACUUCUGGAGAUAUGACUUCAGGACUAUUGUUGGGACUGUGACACUGGUCGUAUUGGUGAUGAUUUCAAACAGUAUCAUUCUCACCAGGGGGCCAACCUGGCUAUGUGGAGACAUUGCCAAGAAACUAUCGUCUCG
Molecule: messenger RNA, 809 nt
Organism: Suillus subaureus
Lineage: Eukaryota; Fungi; Basidiomycota; Agaricomycetes; Boletales; Suillaceae
Exons: 6
Coding region: 141-689 (182 amino acids)
Source: RefSeq, a predicted model, not a curated record